UUUGAAGCAAGGCCUUUAACAUGAAAACGUCUCACCAGCCAUCAGGGUUCACAAAGGCGCUAUAAAUACUAGAUUGUUCCAACAUUGUAGGCGAACUUCAUGGCUUUUCCUUCCCUUUUCCCCUCCACUCUCCAACUCCUCCCCUCCGAGUCUUCCACCACCACCACCACCACCACCAUGAUUUUCACAGCUCCUUCUUCAAUAUUUGAUUCCAGGUUUCUCCAUCUCUCAAUCUCCCUCUGAUCCUCGAUCUUCUUCAAUUCUUUCAUGGAUUUUCCUUCUCUUUUAUCAGAACUGAAAUAGUAGUACACAAAAAGGUUCCAAGUAGAUCGAUCAUAUUUCAGACUAGAACUGCAAAUUAAGUUUGAUAACAAAGAUGGGUUUCUGGUCACUCUUUGAGGUGGCAUCCAUGCCAAUCUUGCAAGUUCUCCUGAUCAGUAUAUUGGGAGCGUUCAUGGCAACUGAGUAUCUAAAUCUUCUCCCUGCGGAUGCUCGACGAUCCUUAAACAAGAUUGUCUUCAUGGUGUUCACUCCAUCGCUGAUGUUUGCCAGUCUGGCCAAGACUGUUACGCUCCAAGACAUCAUUUCAUGGUGGUUUAUGCCAGUAAACAUUGGACUUACCUUUUUAUUUGGAGGAAUUCUUGGAUGGAUAGUUGUAAAAAUAUUGAGGCCAAAGCCUCACCUGGAAGGCCUGAUCAUCGCUACAUGUUCGUCAGGAAACUUGGGAAACCUUCUCCUUAUUAUUGUCCCUGCAAUCUGUAACGAGGCUGGGAGCCCAUUUGGUGACCGUCAUGUUUGCAGCUCUGUUGGACUGUCUUACGCAUCUUUCUCCAUGGCGCUUGGUGGUUUCUUCAUCUGGACUUACACUUACCAGCUGAUACGAACCUCGUCCAUGAAAUUCAAAGCACUUGAAGCAACAGGGGAGGUCUCAAAGACACCCAACAAUGAUUUAGAUGCUGAUGGGGAAAGUCACCUUCUCAAGGGAGACGAUGAAGAACAUGUUGCUAUAAGUGUGUCACCGAUCAAAUCUAUUGAAGACACUGAAAACCAAGUUAUUAUAGCCCAAGAAUCAGCCAGUACAGUGGAGAAGCGAAAUGUGUCAUUCAAGACUAAACUAGUUGCACUUUUUCACCAGAUUCUGGAUGAGCUUUUGGCACCCCCAACACUAGCUGCUAUUGUGGGACUCAUCGUUGGGGCAGUAACAUGGCUGAGGAACAUAAUGGUCGGGGAUGGCGCCCCGCUGCGGGUCAUCCAAGAUUCUAUUCAAUUACUCGGGGAUGGGACAAUUCCUUGCAUCACCCUUAUACUGGGGGGCAACCUAACUCAAGGCUUGCGCUCAUCAAAAGUCAAAUUGUCAAUCAUCAUUGGAGUGGUCUUCGUUCGAUACGUUCUUCUUCCUGUAAUCGGUAUUUGGAUUGUUAAAGCAGCUGCCAAUCUUGGAUUCCUCCCAUCAGACCCCUUAUACCACUUUGUGUUGAUGAUUCAGUUCACCCUGCCUCCUGCCAUGAAUAUUGGGACCAUGACCCAGCUCUUUGACGUGGCUCAAGAAGAGUGUUCUGUUCUGUUUCUGUGGACAUACGUGGUUGCAGGCCUUGCACUGACGGUAUGGUCAACAGUCUUCAUGUGGAUCUUGUCUUGAGGAGACCACCUUCAACUCGAUCGGGUUGAAAACAUCAAACCAUAAUCACCAUUAUAUGAAUAUUGUCUUCUUUUCGAGUGUUAUUUGUAGAUUUUAGGCAUAAUAUCCUCGAACUCCCAUGCUUUCACUUUCACGUCCUCGAGUAAUUGCUUAUACGCUUGUACCUCAACAAGAUCGACCGUUGAUGUAGACUCUCUAUGAAAUAUUCUUUCUAUUACUUUGUUUCUUUGGAUUCA
Corylus avellana is the source of this 1875-nucleotide messenger RNA. RefSeq names its product protein PIN-LIKES 7. NCBI's taxonomy places the organism in Eukaryota, Viridiplantae, Streptophyta, Magnoliopsida, Fagales, Betulaceae. Gene Ontology annotation, biological process: endoplasmic reticulum to cytosol auxin transport. Gene Ontology annotation, cellular component: membrane. The record is from RefSeq and is a predicted model, not a curated record.